Molecule: messenger RNA, 963 nt
Organism: Colletotrichum spaethianum
Lineage: Eukaryota; Fungi; Ascomycota; Sordariomycetes; Glomerellales; Glomerellaceae
Exons: 3
Coding region: 1-963 (320 amino acids)
Source: RefSeq, a predicted model, not a curated record
AUGGAGUCGGAGGACCCCGAAGAGCGUGCCAACAGGAUCAGGUCCUUCUACAAGGAGUACUUCGAUCCUGACAACCCCCACGCCGCCCAGCAGCCCCCGCCGCCCAUGCCUCGCGGCCCUCCCCGGGGCCCUCAGGGUGGGCCUCAGUACUACGAGGACUACGACCCGGCCUACUCUGGUGGUCCUCCCGGCGGCGACGCCUACUUUGACCCCGAGACCAACUCGUUCGUCAUGCCCUACGCCCAGCCCGUCACUCGUCGUGCCAUGACGCCGCCGCCCAACGGUUCCCGCUUCCGCGGCCCGCCCCUCCCCGGGCCAUGCACGGAUCCAUGGGCGGCAGCCGCAUGGCCAGCCCCGGUCCCGGUGGAAGGCGACCCCCUCCCCGUCCGCCUCGGUCCUUCUCGGCGAGGUUCCGACAUGUCCAGCCAGUACGCUCCCCGUCCUGGCUCGUCCGUGUCCAACAUGACGGCCGGAGGUCGGCCCAAGCCCAAGGGACCGCCCCCUGCCGACCUGACCACCCUGCCCAACCCCUCGAAGCUCAAGGACGACUCCUUCUCCAUCCUGAACCCCCUCGACUUCGCUCCUCCCGAGACCUUUGCUGACCGGGCCCGCGGUCGCUCCCAGAGCCCGUCCGGAGAGAGACGCCCGUACGCCCCCAAGGUCCCGGUCCACUCCCCGUUGGUGAGCAGCUUCGAAGAGAUGCCUGCCAUGCCCAGCCCGCACUUGCUGCGCAAAUCCGGAACCUUUACCGGUCUGGACUUUGCCCCUCCCCGCAAGUUCAAGGACGCGGACACAAUGAGCGACGCCGGCAGCAUCCGCAGCAACCGCAGCGGCAUCUCGGCCGUUCAGAACGCCGCCCUCCGCAGCGGCGCCGGCCGCGUCAGCCGCCUGCCCGGCGACACCGUCUUCACGACAAACGCGCUCCAGGAUCAGCUCAAGCCGCAGUGGGGCAUGCGGCCGUGA